AUGGUCUCGCGGGUGUCGAGGUCUGCGGCGGACCUGCACGUCUGCGUCUUUUCCGCGGGCAGAGACGCAGGCCUCGCCGCACAUACCCGCGUAUUUCUCAACCCUUUUCUCUUUCAAUGCACCUUGUAAAUUUGUUAUUUUGCUCAGAUCUAUAUCGGUUUUUUCCAUUGUUAAUAUAAUUAAUAAAAUUUCUCGGACCCUGUUUUCAUAUAAACAAUUUUUCAAUAUGGUUUUCUAUCACUCCUCACGAUUUACUUAAAAAAACCAUAUAUCAAGGCGGACAACGUUUUUCAGAAAAUGGAUGAUCAUAUUCAUGAACCAUCGUACAACGACAGGCUCAAUCAGCUGAUUAAGGUAUCUUUUGAUCUUGAUUUAUUUUUUUUCAAAGAGAUCUGACAAUUCGGAGAUAUCCUACAAGGAGCUUUCGAGUGGUCUUUAAAGGGACCUCGAAGGUUUCCCUCGAAUGACCAGUUUACACCUCCCCUCAGGCCCCAAUAAAAGUCGAAAAAGUGGCCCUUAUAGGGGUUUGAGGUAGCGGUCACUUUAAGGAACAUGAAUUCUAUAGGAUGAAGCAUGCGAAAAACUGGCUUUAAUUGGCUGAAAAGUAUCAACAGAGGAAGAUUUGAUAAAGCUUGUCUUUUUAAUUGCAGAUCUGAACGAAAAAUCAAUAGUCGCUAUAGGGAUUACUCAGGGCUCAGACUCUAAAACCCUAUAGAGACCACUGGAAAUUCAUCUCGAUAUAACCGGGUUUCUCCCUAACCCCUAUAGGGACGACUCUGGUUGCCCUAAGUCUAGUUGGAUAAAAGAGAAGGCCCGCGAGAUACUGCGGAAACAUGCGGAAUUUUUCAUGUUUUACAGGGGUGUCUGUAGGGGUUUGUUGCUUUUGGGAUCCCUAUAGGGGAGAAAAUGCCAAAAACUAUUUUAGGGCGGGGGGCCCCUAUAGGGACCCCUACAAAUUUUCUCAGUAAACAGUUUUCCCGUUUCACUGACCGUCGCCAAGUGUUUGGUUAAGGAGGAUGGGGAAGAGGCAGAGGAAGAUGAAAAUGAGCAAGAAUCGACAGAAAGAGCCGAGAACUCGGCAGAAGAGGCUGAUCUCUCGCAGGGACAUUCCAAGCUCAUCGGUAACCCGAGACCCAAGUUCGUCCUAGGAAGUCCCUCCUUCAAAGCCAAGUACUGUUCCAGGUACUUCUUCCGGAAAGGAGCUCAACAGUGUGCGGAGCUGUACGCUUGCUUGGGCUGUGCCCGGCUACUUGCGCCCGACGAACACCGGGAACACAAAAACCGCGGCUGCGACAAGGACAAAGACCCGGUUUCCCGAUUUUCAGACUCACUAAUAACUUAAUUUCUAUAAAAAGUGUAGAAACAAAAUAAAAAUGUCACCCUAACGAAUUUAGUCCUUUUAUGGAGGAAAAUUAUAGAUUUUUUUCAUUUUCUCUACGUGUUCCCAUAUGAUUAAAAUUCAAUCAAAAUUUGUAUUACCCGGGAAAUUUUGUUUUCAGAGAAUCUAUAUCGAAAACAUACUCUGUAAAAAGUAUAGAAACUGAAAAAAAUCCCCCCAACGAAUUUAGUCAUUUUAUGGAGGAAAUUUACAGAUUCUUCAUAUACUUAUCAAUUCCAAAUUCAAUCGAGCUUAUUCCCCAGUAAAUUUUACGAUUUUUGAAUAGGGAAUCUCUAUCGGUAGAAAUGGAAAGAUCAAUUUUUAUUUACAAUUAGGUGGCUUGAGUUAUAGCCGAUCCUCGGCUGAAUUGAGCCAAUUCAAGGGGUGAGCCUUAUAAGGAAGGUCAUUUUACUUUGCGGUUGGGAUUUUCCUGAAAAUUGGUCAGAACGCUCCUUGAUGUACCAGAAGACGAUUCUGAAAGUUUCAACCUGCAUUACUUCCUCGUUUUUGAGAAAAGACAUCUCAAAGUCAGAGAAAACCUUCCAAACCCAUUAAAAUUGGCUAUUUUGGGGCUUUAGGUCAUUAUUUCUUGUAAAGUAGAACGUUGUGCAGGUUGAGACUUUCAGGAUCUUCAUCUGGUACAACAAGGAUAAUUCUGGCCAUCUCUUCAAGCGCAAAGUAAAAUUACCUUUCCUGUUAACCUAACAAAAAAGAUGAUAUAAAGAUGAAACUCAUAAAAGCCCCUUUGCAGCAGAAUAUAUCCUUCUCGGACCUUCCGAAGCGACACAACGGCACCUUCUGCGCAGAAUGUCUGGCGUUCGUGCCGACUCUUCGGAUGCUGGCGCGGCAUUUCGAAGAAGCACACAACCUGGUGGCCCCCGUCAAAGAGGUCCAUAUUCGGGACGACCGCGAUUUCGAAGUUGGCAACUGCUCAAGAUCCCCGAAAACUUGAAAUCCCCCACAGGAGUUCAUGAACUGGAUGCAGCAGCAAGGAGGCAUCAAAAUAGUGAAUAUGAAGCAACGGCUGUCGAGAGACCGAACACGGACCUACAGAUUCUUCGGUUGCUGUCUUGUGGCCAAACCUAAGUCUGUUUUCUGUUCUUUUUGUCAGAUGUAGAGACCCAUAGACAGAGUCGGAACACUGCCAAAGUCGGAAAUGUGGAAAAUUGACAUAUGCAAAGUCGGAAAGACCCUUCACGGGCCCUCUGAGCGUCCGUUACGGAUCCGUCUGUUUCCAUUAAUUGUUCCUAAACGGGUGGCAGAGGUUUCCUUUUUACUGCCUUUUUGCGUCCUUUCAUCGGCCUUCAUCCACCCUUUUUGGACGCUUUUGAGAAAUACAAUUUUUUUUAAAAAUUAUGAGUAAUCUUUACAAGUGACUGUGUAUGAACCAACAUAAGCUACAGUGAUGAAAUCGGAAGUCAUCAAUAGCAGAGACUUUCAGAACCCUUUUGCACCCUCACUCUUUCUCCACCCUUUUUGCGGCCUCUGCCUUUUUUCGCCCUUUUAUGACCCUUUUUAGCCCACCAAGAAUGAAAGGCUCAAUAAAGGCCGUAAAAAGGGACCCUUUUAGCGGCCAUUUUGCAGUCAUUCCCUUUUUGCACCCGUUUUCCGCACUUCCGACUUUGGCAGUGGAUGCAAAAAGGAAGUGACUGCAAAAUAGCCGCUAAAAGGGUUCCGUUUGGCGGCCUUUAUUGAGCCUUUCUUUCUUGGUGCGCUGUAAAGCCUUAAAAAGGGGGAAAGAAGGGUGCUGAAAUUCUAAUGAUUUCCGAUUUUAUUACUGUAUCCCAUUUUAGUUCAUACACAGUCACUGGUAAUAAUUAAUUUCAAUUAAAGAACGUUGUGUUUCUCGAAAGGGUCCAAAAAGGGUGGAUGAAGGCCGAUGAAAGGACGGAAAAAGGCAGGGAAAAGGAAUACGUUGCCACCCAUUUAGGAACAGUUAAUGGAAACCUUUGCACCCAUAAGGGGCGCUCAAAGGGUCCUUCCGACUUUGCCUGUGCAGGGUGAAAAAGGCUCCAUAGAAAUUUUCGUUCAAGGCUGUCAAAGACUCCUUUUUUGGUUCCUUUUUGCGCCAUUUCAUCGACUUUUCUGCACCAUUUUUGCUGCCUCUCCCUAUUUCCACGCUCUCAAAUUCUAGAAAAAUGAAAAGCCUUUUUUGCUUUUCUGCGGCCUAUUCUGAGCCUCUCCCUUUUAGCGGCCAUUAUCCAUUUUUCCGACUUGGACAUCUGAAGCUUAUUUUUUCGAAUAUUCAGUUUGAAGUCUUUUCGGGUGGUCCAACAGCUAUAAAAAGGCUUUUGAAGGGACAUACGGGAGAAUUCGAGAAGAGCCUCUUUGAAGUCGCUUCUCAGUUGCACGGCAUACGCCAGGACGAUUCCGCAAGACGAUGGGUUCGUUUUUAAAGCGCCAAGAAGUGAUCAAAGCCAAUUUAGAACUGUCGUCGUUGAGUACUGUACCGUGCAUUCUCAUGGAUUCAUUGAAGAACCCAAAUCUUUAUAUAAAUUGCCAGGUAACGAUUUUUCUUCUCUUUGAACAGGAAGGUGCGUAGAUAAUUCAUAAAAAUGAAGCAAGAGGCAAAAUUAUUGACAAAAAUGUACAAAAUUCGGGCUUUUUCAUUAUUUUGAGCUCAUCCAGAUCCACUAUUUCUUUAUUCUUUCAAUUUUUUGCGACAGCGUAAUUAGGGAAAAUUUUCAUUUACAAGGGAGGUCAUUUUUCUUUUCGGCUGGACUUUUACUGCCAGAAGAAAUUUUUGAAAGCCUAAACCUGCACAACUUUCUACAUUUUGAGAAAAGACGCCUCAAAGUCAAAGAAAACCCUCCAAACCCAUUAAAAUGAGCUAUUUUGGGGCUUUAGGCCCUUAUUUCUCGAAAACUAAGGAGUUGUGCAGGUUUAGACUUUCAGAAUAUUUUUCUGAUACAUCAAGGAGUGUUCUGGUCGAUUUUGAUUUCCGCAAAGUGAAAUGACCUUCCCUGUUAGUGGUUUCGAAGAUAUUCUGAUAUUCGAAUGUCUGCAGGUACCUCGGUUCCAUUCCUGACUGGACAUCGGCCUUGUUCUCCGCCACGAGAAGAUCCGCCAGUGGGCGACCUGAUCGACGAGUACGACUCGCAGAUGUCCAACAAGAUCACCGUUGCAAAUGUUUGCGUCCUUUUGCCCCGCCCUUGGGAUUUUUGGUUUUCAGUCGAAAGUUGUCGCUCGUGGUAAUAAAAACAAAAGGAGCGGCGAAAACUUGGGAACUCCGAGGCCCAAGCGCCGAGUCACCGUCAAGUCUGAGCCCAUGGACUACGACGAGUCUGGUAGAUCACAGGCUUCCUUUUUUAUACCGUAUGCUCUUUGCAGUGUCGGAUAUAAAUCUUGACGAGGAAGACCUGGAUGGGGAGAAUGAUCAUGUUCCGGUAUCUUCCAGGAAAGUGGAUCAUGUCUUAAGGUAAUAUUUAGUUAAGGUCAAAGGCUAAGAAAUCAAGGGGGUUCAUUAAAAUAGUUAUAGUCCAUACUAUGGUUAGGACUUUGUAAAUCAGAAAGGAGGCGACGUCAGGUUGUCUCGAAACAGAGGAAGUUUUUUCGAGUCUUUUCACCGGGAAAUUCGGGAUUUUCUGAAAUGUAACGAAACCAUCCUUUGAGGUACUAAAUAAGCAUAAGAAAGCUGCUAAACUCGCUAUUUUCCAAGACCUGAUACCUCGAAGAUCCAGCCUGUAACAUAUAUCAAAGUGAAAGAGAUUUGAAGUGUCCGUUUUUGAAAAAUAAUAUUUCCCGAAUAUUCAUCUGGUAUAGCUCAUUCGUGUCCUGUCUGCGCUCUCCACGAGCCAGACGCUGUCUCGUGUAUAGUCGUGUCAUGAUCCUUUUUUCGAUGGCUAAAGCCAGCCGGGAAUCAGCUUUACGGAAAAAUCGCUUUGACCUCUUCUCAAAAUGUCAUAUCCGUUUCUUGGACUUCAUAUAUUUAACGAAAUAUUUUCAAGUUUGUUAAGAAAAAUAUAAAUUCUCACCAGUCAGCUUCAUUUCUGUAAUGCUGUGUUCAAUUUGAUUCGGCGAAAUGCAAAUUUUGAUAAUUUUUGAAAUACCCGUUAGAGAAAGAAAAAGAUCACUUAUUUUUGGAGAAUCAAAGAUCAUUUUGCAUUUCGCGGAAUCAAAUUGAAAACGGCAUAAGAGAGAGAAAAGUUUUUUCGAACAAUUAAUUCGUAGAAAAUAUAAAAUAAUAAAAAAAUAGUUCAAUAUUCAAAAAUUAUUCAAAUUAGGGCCAAAAGGAGCGUUUUCAGAGCUCCGCAAAAAAGUUUUUUUUGGCUUCAUCGGUAGAACUUUAUAACACGGGAAAAGUCCAAAAGGUCUCAAAAAGGACUUUUUGGAAAAAAGGCCUUUAGAAAGCCACAAAGGCGCUUUUUUUUUGACCUUUUUCGGAAAAAAAAACCUUUUGCGGAGGAAUAAAAUAAUGAGACGGAAAAAAGAUGAGAAGAUUUUAUGGAACUUUUGAAACUAUUUUAUAGCUCAAAAAGGAGCUUUAGACUUUUUUUAAGGCCUUUUCGAGGUCGUUUAGACUUUGCCUGUGAAGUCGAAGUGAAAAAAAAAACCAAUUUCGAGAAGUUACCUCGUUGUAAAAUUCCAAAACACCAUGGAACCUUCUUGAAAACGUUCACUUUGAUAAUUUUUGAUCUACAGGAAGGAAAUAGUUUCCAGGAAGAAUCCGAUCAAAAAAGCGACGGCUACAAACGGUAAAGGACAGAAGCAGCCGCUGGAGCAAGUGCGAGACGCGCUGGAAACUAUUUUCUCGAGACUCGUAAGUCGCAGACGCGGGCAACAGAAAAGAGAUUUUUUCGCAGAGCGCGCUCCCCGAGGAGAUGCUCGACCACUUCGUGCCGAUCAUCUGCGACCUGGCCGACGACGCGACCGACGUCUACGAGAAGUUUGAGGAACUCCGCCGGUUUCGACCCAAACGAAGUCUGCGUCGAAUGAUCCGAGGAACCCAGUGA
Molecule: messenger RNA, 6330 nt
Organism: Caenorhabditis auriculariae
Lineage: Eukaryota; Metazoa; Nematoda; Chromadorea; Rhabditida; Rhabditidae
Source: the annotation of a GenBank genome assembly